This is a messenger RNA of Portunus trituberculatus (swimming crab), 396 nucleotides long. RefSeq lists its product as uncharacterized. The record is from RefSeq and is a predicted model, not a curated record. Lineage: Eukaryota; Metazoa; Arthropoda; Malacostraca; Decapoda; Portunidae. Bases 1 to 396 code for a protein of 131 amino acids. The transcript has 2 exons.
AUGGCCGCCCGAGAGGAACCGCACCGCCACCACCUGCGACAGAGACGGUCGUUUCGUGAAAGGAAGGACGUCCUUAAUGAGCUAGAUGACCGUGAGCUGGUGGAGAGGUAUUGGCAGGAUCCUGCUGGUAUCAUUUUCGUGACAAAUUUGGUGCGGGAAAGGCUGAAGAGACCAACUGCAAGGAACAAGGCCUCUCUCCCCGAGAUGCAAGUUAUCUUCACUGCGAUUUUAGUCACCCAACUGGAAAAUCAGUGGAAGAAGGAGGAGUUUCUGCAGAUUGCUGGCUUCCCUGAAGUGAUCGGUGGCAUUGAUGGAACGCACGUAAUGAUUGUGGCUCCUAGAGAGUAUAAGGUAGAGUUUGUCAACAGGAAGAGAUACUACAGCAUCAACGUGUAG